Molecule: messenger RNA, 1398 nt
Organism: Alternaria ethzedia
Lineage: Eukaryota; Fungi; Ascomycota; Dothideomycetes; Pleosporales; Pleosporaceae
Exons: 1
Coding region: 1-1398 (465 amino acids)
Biological process (GO): protein monoubiquitination; protein import into peroxisome matrix
Cellular component (GO): peroxisomal importomer complex; peroxisomal membrane
Molecular function (GO): zinc ion binding; ubiquitin-protein transferase activity; protein binding
Source: RefSeq, a predicted model, not a curated record
AUGGAGUUCCUCCCCGCCCUCCAGCAUGGCAUAGACGACCUCAAGCCCUCGCUCUUCGAACUCCUUUCCGAGCAACAGCUCGCAUCGCUCCUGCCCCCGUCGCUGCGCUACCUCCUCGCCAUCACAACACCCCGAUAUCCACGCUACCUGCUCCCCAUACUCAAUUCCUUCGAUGAAGUCUACGCGCUGCUUAUGCUGCUAGUGGAGCGCCACUUCCUUCGCACAUACGGCGGAUCAUUCACCGAGAACUUCUACGGGCUGAAGCGCGCCCGGGUGCUGAAAGUGCGAGGAAGCGAGAUACCGCGCGCACAAUUGGGCGCAUCGGACAGUGUACGAGAGGCUGUAAAGCUGGGCAAUGGCGACAUAUGGAAGAACCUCGCCGUCCUGGUCGGCCUCCCAUGGCUGAAGAGGAAGUUCGAUGAGGGCUACGAUGUCCAUGCUGCGCAUGCCAACCUUUUGGGACCCGGGUACAACCGUGACAGAGAAGGAUUAAGAGCAGGGGCCAGCGUUAAGGAGAGGCUGAUGCACUACUACAAGUGGUUUCUACGCAACAUAUAUCCGAGUGUAAAUGCUGCUUACUACUUUUCCUUGCUGGCCUUCAACAUGGCCUACCUCUUUGAUGGGACCAAGUAUCAUUCGCCAUUCAUGUGGCUGAUCGGCUCGCGUAUACGAAGACUGGGAGAGGCGGAUCACAGGGCGAUUGAGAUUGCGACGGCGCCGAGGAAGGUUGGCCCGGCGCGGCCUGGAGAAGGCGGAUCCAUCUUCUCGCCAAGGAACAUUGCGAGGAGCAUAGAGCCGCGCUUGUUGAGUUCGCUGAAGAUUCUUCUUCCAACCAGUAUCUUCGCGCUCAAGUUCCUAGAAUGGUGGCAUGCUUCAGACUUCGCCCGACAGCUAUCGAGGAAAGCCGCUGAAAACAUCGACCUACCACCGCCAAUAUUACCUUCGUUACCGCCAUCCGCGAAGCAACCUUCGAAACAGGGAGAGUCUUCCGAGAAGGCACGUCCGACAUCGUCUUUGUCGGACCAACCACAACGCAUCGACCCUCCGAUAUCCUCAACCACUCUCCUCCCAAUCCUCACUGUACCCUUACCACCAUCAUCAACGUUAUGUCCCAUCUGCGUAACACCCAUCGUAACACCCACAGCCUCGCCUACGGGAUAUGUCUAUUGCUAUACUUGCAUACACAGGUGGGUUGGGGGUGAUCACGACCGCCAGGUCGCCUUCAUGGAGGGUGCUGCAGGGUUUCGAACGGGUGAUGAUGGAGAAGCAGAAGAUGAGGGCUGGGGUAGGGAAGAGGGAAGCAGAGAGGGAAGAUGGGAAAGUGGUAAAGGAAGAGAUGCUAUUACCGGAAGGAGGAUACUUGGUGGCACUGAAGGUUUGCGAAGAGUCGUUGUUUAG